AUGGAUUCGGCAGGCGCCUCGAAGCCCGAGGAGGAGGUGGCCGCUUACCAGAGCAGCGAGGCCAAUCAGGCGAGGCUGCAGUCCAUGCUCGCGGCGCUCCUCGACGACCCCUUACUCGCCGACGUCCCGAGGAAGCCCUCGCUGGCGGACGUGGACACGCUCAUCAACCUCGAGCUCGGCAGCGCCAUGAGGGUGACCGUCCUCAAGCUGGACAACACCUCGUUCGAUGUCGCGGUGUUGAACACCGCUACGCUCAAGGAUUUGAAGCUGGCUAUCAGGAAGAAGAUAACUGAGAUAGAGCAGGGCCAGAUGGGCCAUCGUCACAUCUCAUGGAAGCAUAUUUGGGAGAACUACUGCCUGACACAUCAGAGUGAGAAGUUGAUAGAUGACAAUUCUGCACUUUCUUCUUACGACAUUCGAAAUAAUUCCAAGGUUUGUUUCUCACCGCACGUCAUGUCGAGAGUACAUCAGAAGCAUUCUAGGAGAAGGAAACACCGUUUCUUCCACGGGCUUAGCAGGAAGAUGUGA
Messenger RNA from Triticum turgidum subsp. durum (durum wheat), 528 nucleotides. The record is from the annotation of a GenBank genome assembly. Lineage: Eukaryota; Viridiplantae; Streptophyta; Magnoliopsida; Poales; Poaceae.